This is a messenger RNA of Chrysochloris asiatica (Cape golden mole), 2274 nucleotides long. Its product is annotated as transcription factor SPT20 homolog. Gene Ontology annotation, cellular component: SAGA complex. The coding region runs from base 1 to 2274 and encodes 757 amino acids. Gene Ontology annotation, biological process: regulation of transcription by RNA polymerase II. Gene Ontology annotation, molecular function: transcription coregulator activity. Lineage: Eukaryota; Metazoa; Chordata; Mammalia; Afrosoricida; Chrysochloridae. The record is from RefSeq and is a predicted model, not a curated record. The transcript has 2 exons.
AUGCAGCAGUCUUUAGAAGACGCGUUGGAUAGUGAAGACGAUCUCGCUGAAAGUGCCCAGCAGAGAAGUCCAAAGCAGAAAUACUUUUCUAGUGGGAAAAAAUCGAUAUUUCAAAAACUUCAUGAUUUAUAUGUGGAAGAAUUCGAAAAAGAACCUACGAGUGUACAGGAAUUAAAAAGAAAUGUGAACUUGUUAGAGAAGCUUGUUUUGCGAGAGCGCUUGUCACGUUUAGUGGUCAAGCUAUAUCCUAGCGGUGGCGGCUAUACUCUGAUGUUCAAGGGAGGAGAUGGUUCAGAAUCUGAAGCCAUUCGGUUGUCUUAUGAAAAAAGAGAAUUGCUUGAGUACUUGGAUGCAGAAGAGUUACCUCCUGUUUUGAUUGAUUUCCUGGAAAAAUCUCAGAUGAAUAUUUUUUACUCUGGAUGUGUCAUUGCAGAAGUUCGUGACUAUGGGCAGUGUGGUAAUAUGCAAGCACCUAGCUACCAAAGUAGACAUGUUCUUUUACGUCCAACAGCGCAGACUUUAAUCUCUGAUGUGGAUAGAAUAGCAAGUAAUUACCCCAAAUGGACUCAGGAAGACAAACUUCAGCUUGAGAGCCAACUGAUCUUAGCUACAGCUGAACCCCUAUGUCUUGAUCCUUCUGUAGCAGUAGCCUGCACUGAAAACAGACUGCUUUAUAACAAGCAAAAGAUGAACACUCAUCCAAGGAAACAGUGCUUCGAUACAUAUUCGACGUCCUCUCAGAGCGAGCAGCCAGAGCUGUUUCAUUGUCCACUGUCACCACAGCUGGAAUCAUUCACUGCUUGUCUAGAAACUGAAAAAAGAAAAGUAAGUGAGCAAAACGACCUGGAAAUUUCUAAAGCAGGGGAUUGUGUGGACAUGUGGGAACAAAAUCCCUGUAAUCUGGCCAUGCCUUCUGAAGUGAACAUGGAGAAAUAUGCAAAGGUAGAUAAGCCUGAUGCUUUACAACUAAAUGUCUGGGCAGGUUAUGAAGUAAACGAUAAUGACUUAUUUGGCUGCAAACCUGGUAAUCAGUAUCAGAAAACAACGCUCAGUCUCAUGCAGUCACUUGAUGACCCACUUUUCUCAGGGACAAUGCAGCCUACCAAAGAAGACGAGGAAAGUGAUAGGGAGAGGUCUCCAUUCUUCUUCACCACAGAUGAUGAUCCAGAUUUGAUCAUGAACAAAUCACCAAAGUCAGCUGCUGAGAGCACAGUCAGUCAGUACCAACACUUGGUCCCGAAAGAAGCCAGAUGUCUAGCCAGGAAGUCACACAGCUCCAGUGGCUCAGCCAGUCUGAGUCAGCUUUCUCCAAGGGCAGAAACAGAACAACCCCAGAGAAUGUUGUUUCAGUCUUCACUAUGGAGGACUCAACCCAUCGCGCUUCCUUCAAGCUCAGGAAGUAGUUCCGCAGUUAACUAUCCUGUUCCACAACAGGCAAGUGACUUUCUUAAAGCUGCAACUCCUGGGCCUGCCUCUAAGCCACCAGUUCCUUUUCAAAAGCCAUUUGCCAAUUUUAAUCGAGUUAUCAUACUUUCUUCAGCAGCCCUAUCACCUGCCAGCUCAUCACAACAUACCACGACCAAACCAGUCAUGUCAAACUCUAUCAAUGCCAGGAACUCUGUUCGUGUAGCACAGGCUUCAGCGAGUGAUUCAAACCCUGUACUGGACUGUAGCUCUGAUGCCAAAACUCCUGCAGAAAUCUGUCAGGGUGUCUGCCCAUCCUUGGGAGUACCAGCUGUAGUGCCAAGUGGAGUACCAGCUCAAGCACUUACAUUAAAAAAUACUUCAGCUAACAGGCCUUUAACUGUACUCCAGCUUCCAGGUUGUCAAUUCAUUUUUCUCUCACAGCAGCAGCAGCAGCAGCAUCUCCCUCAGUUUACUCCACAGCAACCAGCUCAGCGUUUUAUAAUUCAUCAACAGCCAAGAGCACCAGGCUCUGCACAAAGUUCAACCAGUCCCACCCAGGUUCUACCUGCUCCGCAAAGUGUUCUUAUUAAGCUUGUGGAAUUACAAAAUUUAGCACAGACCCCAAGAGCCGUGUUGCCUCACCCUGUCUCUGCCACAGACACACGUGAGCAGAGCCAGCCUCAGCUGAGAGUCCCUGCUACCAGUCCCCAGCAACAGCCACCGAUACAACCAUUGAAUAUCUCACGGCGUCCAGUGGCUACUGCCGAGGCAUCCACGCAGACGGAUUGGCCUUAUUCUCACAGGCGUCUACACCGCCACAAGAAAGAUAAAAGGAAGAUAAGUAAAAGAAAAACUCCACGGUCCUGA